AUCGGCUAUUCAGGUUCUUCCUCCUCCGCUUCUGGGCAAAACCGGAAUCCGUCUAUCUAUUUUCCAUCCCCAUAUUAUUGGAAAUUGGAACUUGCUGCUGGUACGUCUGAUCUGAUCCUAAAUGAUCUUCUUUUUUUUUUUCCCUCUCGCCAUCUCUCUGGUCGCAUUUCAAUAUGGGAGCUUCUAUAGCUGCUGCGCCCGCGUCGGCGUUGCUAUAUAUCAAUGGCUUUACAUAGGCUUGAAUAGUCUUGGAUUAUAUCUCAAGACGCAUUUUUCAUACUCUCGUUCAUCACGACUGGUGCUGUCGCUAUGUAAUUCUAACACUCCUCUGUUUGCAGGUAACGAAGCAAUAUAGACUACUACGCUGCGCGACUCUGUCUUCUACCUGUCGCAAGUGCAUCCUUGCCAUCUUGGGCGGAGGAUAAGAGGCAGCAUCCUGUUUUGUUGCAGUUGCGUUAAUU
Molecule: messenger RNA, 461 nt
Organism: Daldinia vernicosa
Lineage: Eukaryota; Fungi; Ascomycota; Sordariomycetes; Xylariales; Hypoxylaceae
Exons: 1
Coding region: 122-355 (77 amino acids)
Source: RefSeq, a predicted model, not a curated record